Sarcophilus harrisii (Tasmanian devil) is the source of this 2234-nucleotide messenger RNA. RefSeq names its product aldehyde dehydrogenase family 3 member B1-like. The transcript has 10 exons. Lineage: Eukaryota; Metazoa; Chordata; Mammalia; Dasyuromorphia; Dasyuridae. Bases 30 to 1505 code for a protein of 491 amino acids. Gene Ontology annotation, biological process: aldehyde metabolic process. Gene Ontology annotation, cellular component: cytoplasm. Gene Ontology annotation, molecular function: aldehyde dehydrogenase (NAD+) activity. The record is from RefSeq and is a predicted model, not a curated record.
GCUUGGCAGGCUAAGCUGAGGAGUCUGACAUGUCUGCAACGAAGGGAAAGAGCUGCGACCAGCAGCCGAAGCCCGAGCCCGGACCACAGAUGAAUCCCUACGCGGGCACCCUGAAGCGCCUCCAGGACGCCUUCUACUCUGGGAUAACCCGUCCAAUAAAAUUCCGAAUUAGUCAGCUACGGGGCUUGAGCCGCUUCCUGAAGGAAAAUCGAAACUUACUGCUGGAUACCCUGGCCCGGGAUCUAAACAAGCCCAGUUUUGAAGCUGAGAUUUCUGAGAUUGUCUUAUGCGAAGAGGAAAUCCAGCUCGCCCUGAACAAUCUCCACAAGUGGGUGAAGGAUGAGCCAGUGGAGAAGAAUCUGGUCACCCAGCUGGACUCGGCCUUCAUCAGGAAGGAGCCCUACGGCGUGGCCCUCAUCAUCGCCCCCUGGAAUUACCCUUUGAAUCUCUUGCUGGUACCUUUGGUGGGGGCCAUCGCUGCAGGUAACUAUGUGGUUCUGAAGCCCUUGGAAAUCAGCAAGAGCAUGGAGCGGGUCAUGGCUGAGGUGCUGCCCCGCUAUCUGGACCAGAACUGCUUCACCAUGGUGCUGGGAGGUCCCCGGGAGGCCACACUUCUGCUCAAGAACAAAUUUGAUUACAUCUUCUUCACAGGUGAGCAGCCCCCCCGCCGUGGGUGGAUCGUCAUGGCCGCAGCCUCCCAGCACCUGACCCCCAUCACCCUGGAGCUGGGGGGCAAGAACCCCUGCUAUGUGGACGACAACUGCGACCUCCAGAAUGUGGCCAACCGCGUGGCCUGGUUCCGCUUCUUCAACGCGGGCCAGACGUGCGUGGCCCCGGACUACGUGCUGUGCAGCCCGGAGAUGCGUGAGAAGCUGCUGCCCGCCCUGCAGCACGCGGUGACCCAGUUCUAUGGGAAGGACCCCCAGAGCUCCCCGGACCUGGCCCGCAUCAUCAGCCCCAAGCACUUCCUCAGGGCCCGGGGCCUGUUGGGCAGCGGCCGUGUGGCCUUCGGUGGCCAGUCGGACGAGCAGGAACGCUACAUCGCCCCCACGGUGCUGGUGGAUGUGAAGGAGACGGACCCGGUGAUGCAGGAAGAGAUCUUUGGGCCCAUUUUGCCCAUCCUGACCGUGAGUGGGGUGGAGGAGGCGAUCGCCUUCAUCAGGAAGAGGGAGAAGCCCCUGGCUCUGUUCGCCUUCUCCAAUGACUGGAAGGUGGUGAAUAAAGUCCUGGACCAGACCAGCAGCGGCACCUUCGCGGGGAACGACGGCUUCACGUUUAUGACAAUCAUAUCCAUGCCUUUUGGGGGCGUCGGUCACAGCGGGAUGGGCAAAUAUCAUGGCAAGUUCACCUUUGACACCUUCUCCCACGGGCGAGGUUGCGUCCUUCAGAGCCCACAUUUGGAGUUCAUCAACAAGUUGCGCUACCCGCCCUAUUCCCAGGGCCGACAGAGGCUGCUGGUGUGGCUUUUGAAGCACAAAUUGAGCCUCCCUUGUUCCAUCCUAUGAACCGCCUCCAUCAUCCUGGAUCUUCCCGUACUUGUAGGCUUGGGAGGGGAGGACCAGAUCUCCUCUCUUGUGUUGGGUGUUCUAUUCCCUGUCUCUCACAACCUCAGAUACCCUGCCUGAGCCCCAUCAUGGUAAUCUCCUUGGCCCUAGACCUUCCCCGAUUAGAGAAGAAAGGGUGUUUUUAUAUAAAAGUUGCUAUUAGCACACUUACAAAUAAGAUUGUAAGAUCGCAGGUCCAGCUCUGAAAAAGAACUUGGAGGACAGAAGUCCAACUUUUUAUGGAUGAAGAAGCAGUCUUAGAAGAGCUAAGGGAUGCCCCAAGAUCACUUUAGUAGUAAAUGACAGAAACCAAAUUCAAAUUGGGAUCCUGGGCUUCCUCUCAUUGCACCACACUAAUACAAUGUCAAUACCCAAUGUCAUCCAUCACAUCCCCUUCAGGAAAGCAUAUUUUCAGGGUUGUAGGUCAUCUCUCUGUAAUGUCCAGACUAGCUUUCUUGAGGAUCUCUCUGGAGUCUGAAGUCUGAGAUUGAGCUUGAGCUCACUCUCACUUGAGUCUCUGCAGUCAGGCUGCAAGAAAUAAGCCUGCUUAUUUCAAGUCUUCUCAGUCCUUAUAUAUCUUCGUACAAUUACAUCACUACAGCACACUGAGUGUGUAUCUAUUGUAGAUCAUUACAUUACCAUACUAAGUAUAUGUAAACUAGAGAACCAUCAUCUCAUUAAUCACACUGA